Molecule: messenger RNA, 1045 nt
Organism: Pectinophora gossypiella (pink bollworm)
Lineage: Eukaryota; Metazoa; Arthropoda; Insecta; Lepidoptera; Gelechiidae
Product: prohibitin-2-like
Exons: 1
Coding region: 120-983 (287 amino acids)
Biological process (GO): mitochondrion organization
Cellular component (GO): membrane; mitochondrion
Source: RefSeq, a predicted model, not a curated record
UUGUUCGUGUCAUAUUCCGACUGGAGCGGGUCUAAGACAGAUCAUAGACCAUUAUUUUUUAAAAAUGAAGUGACCGUCAUUUAGCUUAUUGCGAAAUUAGUAAAGUAAUUUUUAAAGUGAUGGCAGGUGCGUUCAAAAAUGGUCCGCCUGGAUUACGCAACGGUUUGAAAUUGGUAGCAGCUGGUGCAGUCGCGUACAGUGCUUCGCAAUGUGUGUUUACGGUGGAAGGUCAGCAGAGAGCCAUCAUGUUCAACAGGAUCGGAGGAGUGCAAGAAAACGUCAUCACCGAGGGUAUGCACUUCAAAGUCCCGUGGUUUCAGUACCCCAUAAUUUACGACAUCAAGUCUCGACCACGGGUUAUCUCGUCUCUAACCGGUUCAAAGGACUUACAAAUGGUGAACAUUUCUCUAAGAGUGUUAUCCCGGCCUGAUGCUCAGUAUCUGCCGAACAUGUACAGGCAGCUUGGUAUCGAUUACGAUGAUAAAGUUCUACCUUCAAUUUGCAACGAGGUUCUCAAGUCCGUCGUUGCAAAGUUCAACGCAUCCCAGCUGAUCACGCAACGUCACCAAAUCUCUGCCAUCAUCAGGAGGGAACUGAAGGAUCGUGCUGAGGAUUUUAAUAUAAUCCUUGAUGACGUUUCGCUGACUGAACUGAGUUUUGGGAGGGAUUAUACUGCUGCAGUGGAAGCCAAGCAGAUAGCUCUUCAGGAGUCGCAGCGGGCAGCCUUUGUUGUAGAGAGAGCUAAGCAAGAGAGACAACAGAAGAUUGUGGAAGCCCAGGGCGAGGCGGAGGCAGCAGAAAUGUUGGGUAAAGCCAUGAGUACCAGUCCUGGGUACCUGAAACUACGGAAGAUCCGCGCAGCGCAGAAUGUUUCCAGAGUCAUUGCAAGGUCACAAAAUGCAGUGUACAUUCCCGGGGACAGCUUGUUUUUGGACCUUCAAGACCCCUCGUAUGAUAUGUUCGCGGAGCGAUUGGUGAAAUAAAUCGGAGGGAAGACUUCGCCGUUUAUACCAUAGCUCACUCAUAAACAUGAAAAAGACAUAUA